Messenger RNA from Exophiala bonariae, 1455 nucleotides. RefSeq lists its product as uncharacterized. Gene Ontology annotation, molecular function: transcription cis-regulatory region binding; DNA-binding transcription factor activity. The record is from RefSeq and is a predicted model, not a curated record. Gene Ontology annotation, cellular component: nucleus. The transcript is spliced from 2 exons. Lineage: Eukaryota; Fungi; Ascomycota; Eurotiomycetes; Chaetothyriales; Herpotrichiellaceae. Gene Ontology annotation, biological process: positive regulation of transcription by RNA polymerase II. The coding region runs from base 1 to 1455 and encodes 484 amino acids.
AUGAGGUCCUUUGCCACUUCUCCCGGACAGCCCUACGCAGUGCCUCCGGACCCAUCAACGGUAGAAGUCGUUUGGGAUCCCGGCAACGAGAGCCAGCAGGGCUUGUGGGCAGAUCUCUCGCCCUUACAUGAGGACUCCUUCCAAGAUUGGACUCUUGAGUCAGUGGUCAGUGGCAGCGCAUACGCUGGCAGCGUGACUUCUCUCUCCAGGAGCAACUAUUCCAAUGCCAGCCAUGACGAUGAGGAUAGUGGCGAACUCAGCACCCCGGAGGAACCUCGUUUGUGGCUUUCCGACCUGGACCACUUGAACCCCAUGGCGGUCAGGGUGGCCUUAGACACCAGCGAGGCUCUAGCUUUUACGUUUUAUACGGAACGAAUCUCUCGCAUACUCCCUGCGCACGAUGCGCCAGACAAUCCCUACCGGCGCCUGACAGCAAUUGCGAUCCAUGCACCAGUCCUGCUACACACCGUCAUUUCCAUCGCAACCGCCUUCAUGCACAACCAUGGAGGGUUGGCUACCUAUGAACUAACCGCUACGAGACAAGCUCGGGCGUUGUCUUCUUUGAGACAAACCCUGAGCAAGGCACUGAACGGUAAAGGAGAGUCCCGUCUCAUCGUGACCGAGGCCAUUGUUUUUGCCAUCCUGCUGCAGAUUUUCUACCUAGCAUUGACUGGGGGCAUGGAGAUCGAGCCACAUUUUGCUUCCGCGACGUAUUUCUUGCGCGUCCUGGGCUAUCUGCCGAAACCGCCCACCGGGUUUUUGGGUCGCGCACUUGUCCAGCGCUAUGCAAUGAUUGAUGUGGCCCGAGCUAUAUAUCGCAGAACGCGUCCUCUUUCCGAGGCGGACUUCUGGUUCUACCAUACCGGCCAUGACCUCGACCAGACCCAGUCAUCCUUCAAAAUUAUGACCGGCUGCCCUCAUGCCGUCCUGGUGUUCCUAGUUCAGGUCACAAAUCUGGCCGCAUCAACUCUAGAACAGCCUGAGACACCGGAAAAUACUGCAAAAGCCAUCGAAUUGGAAGCAGACAUGCAUAUAUAUCGGCGAUCGCAGCCAUCGGCGCUCAACGACCCCUUAAGCGAGGCCUUCUACUGGACCGCGCACCUCUUGCUCCAAAGAAGAGUUUACCUAGAGCACCCGCGAUCGAGGCGGGUACAGUUUACACGAAACAAGAUCUUCGAGCUUGUUCAAAGCAUGGCCCUUGGGUACGGACCUGACUCGUCUGUAUUUCUUCCGCUGAACAUCAGCGGACGCGAGGCAAUGACGCUGAGUGAUCGCGAAUGGAUCCGUACCCGAGCUCGUGACCUGACUCAUAUUUACGGGAUUCGCACAAAUGAGCAUUGUAUGAAAUUAAUGGAGCAGAUCUGGGCUUGCGUUGAUGCUGGCUGGUCUGAUGAUUCAACUCUCGAGCGGGAACUACUCGAGAUCGAAGCCCAGAGUCAGUGCUUCGUAUUCUAA